Messenger RNA from Drosophila novamexicana, 1037 nucleotides. RefSeq lists its product as uncharacterized. Gene Ontology annotation, biological process: DNA-templated transcription initiation. Lineage: Eukaryota; Metazoa; Arthropoda; Insecta; Diptera; Drosophilidae. The record is from RefSeq and is a predicted model, not a curated record. Gene Ontology annotation, cellular component: transcription factor TFIID complex. The transcript has 3 exons. The coding region runs from base 129 to 872 and encodes 247 amino acids.
GGAUUAGAAACAAAGAGGUGAUAUUUUUCAAACUUGCUAUUUUCAAUUUAUGCACAACAAACAUAAAAUAAGAAUAAGACGGCGCACCUUGCAUAGACGAAGAACUUGGAUAUUUGUUGGGGCGGAACAUGUCCAGCUAUCCCAUUGAAGUGCCCAUGCAGCCCUACGCUGGCAGGCUGCUCAUCAUUGAGCAUCUCAUUGUGCCCGACGUCAGCGAUGACCAAAGGCAAGGCUCGGGCAAGAAGGCUAUUGUGGGCCCCAAAUUUUCGGACAUGCCACGUCCAUCGUUCUUUGAGCCAAAAGUUAUUGAAAAGACGCUGCUCAAGUAUUGCAUUCUAGAAGGCAUUUCUAAAGAUUUCAAGGACGAGCUCGUGGAUGCGCUACUGUCAGCCGUGGAGACGUACAUGAAGUACCUGGUGCGAACCGUCAUCGAGCUAUGCGAACAUCGCUCUGGCAACAAUCUCUAUAACGAUCCACGUUGCGUGGUGCAGCAUAAUAUGCGCACCACAAUGAUGUUUCUCAACGAUCGCGAGGUGGCUGACUAUGGCUGUUCGGAUGACGAUUCCGCCUACGGGCACCGCAGGCGCUGGAUGAAGCUGCAGCGCAAUCGCACCAACAACUCGGGUGAAAACGAAAUGCGUCUGGAGUCGACCAAUAGUACGGCCCUCUUGGCGUUGGGUGCACGGAAACCAAUCGGUCCUGGUGUUGCUGGAGGUCAGCUAACAUCUGGAGCCGCUCAGCCACCACAGCGUUCGUUUAUCAUACGCAUCAAGCACAUGAACGUGAAGGAUAUAAUACAGUUCAUGGAGGAGGAGAAGCGCUACAACAAGUCCAAGCUGCUCUAUGAUGCCUAUUUGACGUACAAGUGGUAGAGCGGGGGGACGGGCAGACGCAGUAAGAAUGAGAGAUAGAGAGGGGAUUAGACGAGUCUUUGGGUUGGUUGGCACACACGCGCGUUACGAUUCCAAUUACAGCCAUAUUCAGUCAGUUCAAUGAACUUCCUUUCAAAUAAAUCAGAACAAAAGCCCAAGGAAACA